Molecule: messenger RNA, 1576 nt
Organism: Hibiscus syriacus
Lineage: Eukaryota; Viridiplantae; Streptophyta; Magnoliopsida; Malvales; Malvaceae
Product: protein SICKLE-like
Exons: 3
Coding region: 183-1247 (354 amino acids)
Biological process (GO): mRNA splicing, via spliceosome; miRNA processing
Source: RefSeq, a predicted model, not a curated record
UAAUAUUUCGCCGUCGCCAAAUACGCCUCUCACCACGGGUCUGUCCCGGUUUCAUAUUCUCUUUCUUACUGUUUAUUCCCACUCACCUUUAUUCUGCCCGCCCUCUCUUCCUCCUGCGGUCCAUCACCCAACCCCUAUCUUGCCUUGCAGUUUCCAACAGACCAGAAAUUUUAAUAAGAUAAAUGGAUGAAUCUGAGAAAAGAAAGGAAAGGUUGAAAGCAAUGCGCAUGGAAGCUGAAGUGUCUAAUGACGUCGAGACUUCUGCAAUGCCUGGUUGCCUUUCGAAUCCAUUGAUCGAGACACCAUUGACUAUGGAGAAUGACUUUGGUGGAGCUCCACGUUUCGACUACUAUACUGACCCUAUGGCAGCAUUUUCUGCUAACAAGAAGAGGGGCAACAUUCAUAACCAGAAUGUGCAACAAUCUUUUACAUCGCCAACUACCAGUGGUUGGCAUGCACCGUCCCAUCCCGAACCAAGGAACUUCAAUAGGGAUUUGCCUAUACAUCAGAUGCAAAGCCAAUUUUCGCAUGCUCAAGUUGUAUACAACCAUGGCCCAUACAACCCAAGAAUAAGAAGUCCUUCACUCAUGCAUCAAGGCCAAUCUGAUGCUUGGAAUGGAUCACAAGCCACUGAUCAUUAUAACUUAGUUUCUGAUGGAACACUGAGAGGAAUGUUUGGUAAUCCUCCCAGGCAUCCUGGAACUUCUCAAAUGGCCUGGAAUCCUUCUAAUACAUCAACUUAUGGUAAUUUGCGCGGCCCUGGCAUUUCUCUAGCAGAUAGACCUAGUGUCAACUAUGGAACAGCCAGGCCUCGAAUGUUUGGUAACAGACCUAUCCUUGAUCAAGGAUCUGGAGGUAAUCCUUAUUUAAGUCCAGGAAGAGGCAGGAGUCAUGGAUACAGUGGGAGCAGCACUCCUGGUUUAGGAAGAAGUUUCGGACGAGGACAAGGCUUUCAUGGUCGUAGCUCAGCAUCAAACAGGAUAUUAGGGCCAGAGAGUUACUUUGAUGAAUCCAUGUUGGAAGAUCCUUGGCAGCAUUUAGAACCUAUUCCAUGGAAAGGACAAGAAGCUGGAAUGGAUGGUUCGAGCACUCUGGGCACCUCAAAUUCCUGGCUUCCGAAAUCCAUUGGCCCAAAGAAGGCUAAAGUUUCAGAGGCUUCUUCAAACAAGUUCAACUCUCAACAAAGUCUUGCAGAGUACCUUGCUGCUUCAUUCAACAAAGCUGUUGAGGACACAGAAAACGAAUGAAAGUUGCUCAAAUCUCCCAAGAACAGCCACAAUUGGCUUGAAAUGAGAAGAGAUCUUUUAUGGCCACUUGAUGAGAUUUGCUUUUCUCCCAUUCUCAUUAAUCUCACCAGAGGCUAAUCUUCGAGAUUCAAAUUCGAAGAUUUCUAGAUGAACCCAAGAUUAUUUUCAUCAAGUACAAGCAAUGAUUUUGGCAUUUGAACUGUGUCUGGGAUCUCACUCAUUUUUGUCUUAAUCAUGUGACUCUAUAUGCAUUUCAUUUUUAGUGUUUAUAGCUUGUUCUAGGAUGGCUCACUAUACUCAUGCCAUCACUCAUAGAAGCGACAACUUAU